Molecule: messenger RNA, 2746 nt
Organism: Phalaenopsis equestris
Lineage: Eukaryota; Viridiplantae; Streptophyta; Magnoliopsida; Asparagales; Orchidaceae
Product: ferric reduction oxidase 2-like
Exons: 10
Coding region: 303-2477 (724 amino acids)
Cellular component (GO): plasma membrane
Molecular function (GO): oxidoreductase activity
Source: RefSeq, a predicted model, not a curated record
CUAGUACAUAUAUCUUCAAUGAUUUUCUAGAUGGGAAUAAGCUCCUCUUACUUGCUCAUGAAAAUUGCAAAUAAAAAAUUAAAAAAAAAAAAAUCUGCAAAGCAAUAAUCUUCGCUUUGAAUCUCUGGUCUAAUUCGGUGAUGGUGUGGAAACUUCUCCAAGGAGAAGAAUAGAUAGAUCGCACAACGUUCUUUCAAGGCAAGAAGGCCUAUAUAUACAUAGCAAAUGCUCACUGCGGCUUAAACCAGGCAUCAACGAAUAUUAAAGGAAGGAGAAACCGCAGAUAACUGGAGAGGCUGAAGAUGAAGCAAAUGGGUUAUAUGAGAAAUCCACAUUUGUACUUGUCAGCCGUGAGAGCUCUCCUUGGUCUGCUGUUCCUGGGUUGGUUAAUGAUCUGGGCGGUAAUGCCUACCAAAACUUACAGAGAAAAGUGGAGCUCUAAGCUCGUAUCUGCCACCAUCUCCACCUUCCUCGGAAUGCAAGGGACUUGGAUUCUAAUCAUUACAUUCCCCAUCUUAUUCAUUGCUGUAGUGGGGUGCCUUUAUCUCCAUUUAGUGGAGAAAAACCGUUCAAGGGAACGGUUUAAUGGAAGUGGGGAGUUAAUCCGGCGACUGAGAGCGUGGCGGAGGCCGGCGAUGGUGAGCGGCCCGCUUGGGGUGAUCACCGCAGUUGAACUUGCCUUCUGCAUCAUGUUCAUGAUCCUCGUCAGCUGGGCCUUGUACGCGUACAUAAGUGGCGGCCUUUCCCACGUCAGCUCUAUGGUUGCUGCAGAGAACGGAGAGAAACUGUGGGAGGCGAAGUUAUAUGAUGUGGGCUUACAGUUGGGUCUGGCCGGAAAUAUGUGUGCAGCCUUCCUCUUCUUCCCGGUGGCUCGCAGCUCCUCUCUUCUGCCGCUGGUUGGAUUGACAUCGGAAAGCAGCAUCAGGUAUCAUGUAUGGCUUGGCCAUUUAGUCAUGGUUCUCUUCACUGCACACGGCCUCUGUUAUGUCAUCGUCUGGGCUUUUAAUGGCAGCAUCAACGAGAUGCUGAAAUGGGCGAGUGUUGACAUCUCAAACGUGGCGGGAGAAGCAACUCUGCUCUGUGGUUUGGCUAUGUGGGCGGUUACCUUCCCUCGCAUUCGUCGCAGUAUGUUCGAGCUUUUCUUUUACGCUCAUUAUUUGUACAUUCCCUUUCUGCUCUUCUAUCUUCUACACGUUAGCUUCGCUCCCUUCUGCUUCAUCCUUCCCGGCGUCUACCUUUUUAUCGUCGACCGCUUCCUCCGCCUCCUGCAAUCGCGGCGUAGAGUUCGAUUGCUCUCUGCACGGCUUCUGCAAUCUGAGGCCAUGGAACUUAACUUCGCAAAGGCUCCUGGUUUCAGCUACAAUCCGACAAGCAUGGUUUUCAUAAAGGUGCCAAGUAUCUCAUCGCUUCAAUGGCAUCCCUUCACAGUGACCUCGAGCAGCAGCCUGGAGCUAGAGAAUCUCAGCGUCGUCAUAAAGAAGGAUGGGAGGUGGACUCAGAAGCUCUUUGAGCUGCUCUCCCAGCCAUCGCUACAACGCCUCGAGGUUGCGGUAGAAGGGCCAUAUAGCCCGGGAUCCAUCGAUUUUCUCAGCUAUGAUUCACUGAUACUCGUAAGCGGCGGCAGUGGAAUCACCCCCUUCAUCUCCAUAAUCCGAGAAUUAGUCCACCACAGCGCCACCCUCUCCAACAAACCACCAACCGUCCUCUUGAUCUCCAUCUUCAAAACUGGAGCAGAUCUAACCAUGCUCAACCUUCUCCUACCAAUACCAAACACCACCACCACCACCACCUUCUCCCAGCUACAGCUCCAAGUACUGGCCUUCGUUACAAGCGAGCAACAAGCUCCUCUGCUGAGUGCAAACAACGACGCCGAAACCAUGAAGCUUGGCAUCCGAUCCAUAUACCUAAAUCCCAAUCCCUCUGACGGCACCGUGGCUCCCGUCCUCGGCCCCAACAGCUGGCUCUGGCUUGCCGCCAUCAUCUCAUCCUCAUUCCUGGCCUUUCUCCUCCUCAUCGGCAUACUCACGCGGUACUACAUAUAUCCUAUUGAUCACAAUACUUACGAGGUCUUUUCUUAUACGAAGAUGGCAUUGCUCUACUUGCUGAUCAUGUGCUGGUGCAUUGCCGCCAUGGCUGGAUAUGCUGUUCUGUGGAACAAGAAUAUGAAUUGCAAGGAAGAGGAGUUAAUGCCAGUUCGAAUGACUGAAGUGCCUGCGCCGGCGAUGAUGAAGUCGAGCUUGUGGGCGGUUGGCGGUGAGAUUGAAAGCGAGCCUCGUGAGGCAUUGUUUGGAGCCUUUAAGAUUCAGUAUGGUGAAAGACCUAAUCUCAAGAAGUUACUAUUGGAGUUUGGUGAAAACUCAAGCAGCAUUGGGGUGAUGGCGAGUGGUCCCAGUUCAUUGCGUCGCGAGGUUGCAGCUAUUUGCUCUUCAGACAAUGCCGGGAAUUUGCACUACAAUUCCAUAAGCUUCACAUGGUGAUUAAGGGUCACAUGGUGAUUAAGGGUCCGUUUGGGGCAGCUCGUGAAACGCGGCCCCCGGGCCGGCCCCGGGAAUCGACACGCGACCUGCAUUUAGUGUAAAAAUUCAAACGCAGUUUCAAAUAAGCUGAUGAAACGUGCGAACCAAACGGUACGGCGGAAGUUGCCCCAAACAGACCCUAAGUAUUUAUCAAAAGUUAUUAGCUACUUAUAGAUGCCAAUAUUGAAAUGAAUGUCCUGACAUUAAGAAAUUGAUGCUUAGCUCAUUAG